AAAUAAAAAAUACAACUGCAAAAAGAGAUGGAAGUGGGAGACCCGGAAUCAAAGGGGUUAUUAAAGAGAAAACAACAUAGGCGGGGAGAUGAUUUAGGAUUUUGUGUCGGGAAACAGCAUCUCACGUUGCUCUAUUAAUCCUCCUCAUCCAUCAUUCUUCUUUUUUCUUUUUUUUCCUUUUUUCGUCCAUGAUAUUUCUGUUUGUUUUAUUGAUGGAUGAUUAUGGUUUGCGCCUCAGAAAUCCCUUUUAAUUUCUUGGUAUGUUUGUACACACACACACACACACACACUGUGAGGCAUUUGUACGUUCAUUUCUUGCUUCUUUCUCUCCUUUUCCCCUCUUUGUUAUUGUUUUGAAUUCAAGCUCCUAGUUUUUCUGUUAUUUUUUUUGCUUGUGUUGUGGUGGAGCAUGUGCAUAUCCACUGUAAGAAAUGGGAAAUAGUUGUAGUAAAUUGGUCUGGCUGAUGGAAUUUCACUUUUUGUUCAUGCAUAGGCAAUAGGGGCUGCAAUAGCUCAUCGAUAACACUCUGGAAGGAGACCAAACGAGUUAGAUUGGUAUAAAUGGGGAAGGAGUAUAACGGAUCCCCAAAGCCUCAUCAGCUGAACAUGAGGCGAAAACGCAUCACUUACAUCUUAGGCGUCAGUUGUCUCUGUGUCAUCUUCUACGCUUUAGGCGCUUGGCAAGGCCGCAGCGUCCCCCCGUCCGGCACCCAGUUCUCGUCCCGUGUCGGCUGCGACGACACCCCGGCCUCCAAGGGGGACUCCGACUCCCCCUCCUCGUCUGACUCCCCCUUGGUCUCCGACACCCUCGACUUCGAGAGCCACCACCAGCUGGUCAUUAACACGUCCGAGCAGGCCGAGACGUUCCCCCCCUGCGACAUCAAGUACAGCGAGUACACCCCGUGCAACGACCGCCAGAGGGGGAGGCAGUUUGAUCGCGACAUGCUCAAGUACCGGGAGAGGCAUUGCCCCACCAAGGACGAGCUUCUUCGUUGCCUCAUCCCUGCUCCGGACCGUUACAAGGCGCCUUUCAAGUGGCCGCAGAGCAGGGACUACGCGUGGAUUGGCAACAUCCCUCACAAGGAGCUCAGCAUUGAGAAGGCUAACCAGAAUUGGAUCCAAGUCGAGGGUGAUCGCUUCAGAUUCCCCGGUGGAGGGACUAUGUUCCCGCGUGGCGCUGAUGCUUACAUUGACGACAUUGCUGCCCUCAUCCCCCUCAAGGACGGAUCCAUCAGAACCGCCCUUGAUACAGGCUGUGGCGUUGCUAGUUGGGGGGCUUACCUGCUGAAGAGGGAUAUAAUCGCAAUGUCUUUUGCUCCGAGAGACACGCACGAAGCACAGGUGUGGUUUGCACUGGAACGAGGCGUCCCUGCAAUGAUCAAUGUUCUUGGCUCACAGCGGCUCCCUUAUCCAGCUAGGGCUUUCGACAUGGCUCAUUGCUCCCGUUGCUUGAUCCCGUGGUCCAAAUAUGAUGGAAUGUAUCUAAUGGAAGUGGAUAGGGUGUUACGGCCCGGUGGCUACUGGAUCCUCUCCGGUCCUCCCAUUAACUGGAAGAAAUACUGGAGAGGUUGGGAGAGAACUCAGGAAGAUUUGAAGCAAGAGCAAGACUCGAUAGAGGAUGUAGCCGCACAGCUGUGUUGGAAGAAAGUAGUUGAGAAGGGCGAUCUCGCUAUCUGGCAGAAGCCUCUCAAUCAUAAUAACUGCGUGGAUCGCAACAUUUGCAGCUCCGGCAGCGCUGAUGCAGGCUGGUACAAGGACAUGGAAACUUGCGUGACACCGCUUCCCGAGACGCGAGACGCAGAGGAAGUGGCCGGGGGUGCGGUGAAGAAGUGGCCAGAGCGCGCAUUCUCGGUCCCACCAAGGAUCAGCAGCGGAUCAGUCCCGGGCGUGACUGCCAAGACGUUCGAGGAGGACAACAAGAUGUGGAAGGACCGGGUGGAUUACUACAAGCGCCUGGUGGGAAAGCUUUCGCAGGGGAUGUACCGGAACGUGAUGGACAUGAAUGCCCACCUGGGGGGGUUCGCGGCGGCCGUGGUGAAGUACCCGGUGUGGGUGAUGAAUGUUGUUCCCAUGGGGACGGAGCUCCCUGACACGCUCGGGGUGAUCAAGGAGCGGGGGUUCAUCGGGACGUACCAGGACUGGUGCGAGGCGUUCUCGACGUAUCCGAGGACGUACGACCUCAUCCACGCGGGGGGCGUGUUCAGCGCUUAUCAGGACAAGUGCGAUAUAAGGUACAUAUUGCUGGAGAUGGAUAGGAUAUUGAGGCCGGAGGGGACGGUGAUAUUCAGGGAUGUGGUGGAGGUGUUGGUGAAGGUGAAGAGCAUAGCUGACGGAAUGAGAUGGCAGAGCAAGAUUGUCGAUCAUGAAACGGGGCCGUUUUAUACCGAGAAGAUUCUUGUUGCCACCAAGAAUUAUUGGACUGCUGAUUCCAACCAAAAAGCUCUAUGAUUUCGGAACUAAAUUCUGUUUUGUUUUUUUGGGAUGGGAGUUUUCUACUCAAAAUGCUGUAGUUGGAUGCUGACAACUUGUGCUUCAUAUCAAUAAUUUGUGUAGUGACAAGUUUUGGCAGUUAGCUACAUUUUGAAGUAUGCUACAACUAAUCAUAUAGUAAUACGUACUAGUUUUCUGAGUAA
Molecule: messenger RNA, 2633 nt
Organism: Salvia splendens (bonfire salvia)
Lineage: Eukaryota; Viridiplantae; Streptophyta; Magnoliopsida; Lamiales; Lamiaceae
Product: probable methyltransferase PMT17
Exons: 6
Coding region: 562-2448 (628 amino acids)
Cellular component (GO): cytoplasm; endosome; trans-Golgi network
Molecular function (GO): methyltransferase activity
Source: RefSeq, a predicted model, not a curated record